This is a messenger RNA of Ooceraea biroi (clonal raider ant), 3472 nucleotides long. RefSeq lists its product as uncharacterized. NCBI's taxonomy places the organism in Eukaryota, Metazoa, Arthropoda, Insecta, Hymenoptera, Formicidae. The record is from RefSeq and is a predicted model, not a curated record.
GAUAGCGACGCCUGUGCAGUGAGCGAGCCCGCGGCACGAUCGACGACCAUAGGGUGCCCAGGGAAAACAAUCGCAUCGCCUCUUCAACGUAGCUCGCGGUUCGGCGCGUGCAAGCGAGGACAGUUGUUGUCAGUGUCGGCUGUCGUUCCCUUUCACGUGCUCUCGCUUGGUAAUUCCGUGACCCACAUCGUUCUCGUUCCUAGUCGAGUCCGGACGAGUUCUUCUUGGAUUCUUGGAUUCUUCACGUAAGCGAUUUGGUGGACACAUCACGUUCACGGCGACGGUGGCAUCUCAGACACGACGGAACGCGUCAUCAUGUGGUCGACAGUGCGAGAUACACUAGUUGUCGUCCUGGAAAUGGAGAAGAAGCAUCGAACAUUCGGCAUGACGUAAACCAACUCGCAGACAGGUCUAACAGCCACUUCGGGAGAAAUUGGAACGGGUGAAGUGCGCUUGACGGAAAGAGAGAUAAACCGACAGAUAGAAGAGAAACGGGCAUCGACGUAUCCGUGAGAGUACAAAAUGUCCGAGAGCGAGAUGAAGCCGGCCUCGCCGAUACCCACGGUCAUAUGCGCGCAAUGUUGCGGUGGCAACGGUGGUGGCGGAAGUGGCGUUGGAAUGGCCAAUCUGACCACGCAGUGUCCGGCUCUGCAGGUCACCUCGCGGAUGCUGCGCUCGCCGAGCCACGAGAGCGUCACCACCGACCUGUCGCUCUUCAGCGUGUCGUCUAUCGCGAGCGAUCUGCGCGGCGCCAACAGGCUGGUCACUUUCAAAUCCUACAGCGACGCGCAGCUCACUGGACGUGGACCCUCUCCGAAGCCAGAUUCUCGACAGAUUCAGGGUAACAGGCCAGCGGACAUUCCCGAGAUCCUGUGGUUCGAGGAGGAGAACGAGCUGAUCCGUAGCUGCGGAGUACUGUCGUCAGUGCUGGGCCUGCGAAAGAGCUUCAGCACCAGCGACGUGUCACAGUUACCUAGUCCAGACGCGACCGGAGCUGGCGGCCUAAGAACGGCGGUGUCUGCUCUGGCUCUUGAUACCGCUCAGCGCAACACCCUGCUGCUGGAACACGCUAGGCUUGAUCAUGCCUCGAGGUCAUGCAGCACCUGGGUCGCCGUGGGUGAACCCGUCGCCAGCACGUCGCAGUUACCCAGUCCGCACGGUGGAGCCGCGCAGGAACAGCAACAGCCGCAGCAGCAGCCGCAGGAACAGCAACAGUCGCAGCAACCGGCGCAGCAACAGGCGCAGCAACAAUCCCAGUCCUCCUCGAACGCCCAAUCGGUGCCACAGCUACCACCGCAACCCCCAGCACCACCGCCGCCACCUCUACCCUUCACCGGAGCGGAUUUCGUAAGGUCCGUUAAUAAGAAGGUCCGACAGAACUACAUACGACGAAGGUUGUUAACCACGUACCGUGCUUUGGAGCGUCUCUCGCAAAGUGAGUUCAACCUGGACCAACUGGAAGCAGCCGCUACGGCGGCGCAGACCUCACACGGAGCCACUCUGCUGGUGCCUGGAACGGCCGCGGGAGUAGCCGGUGCUUCCUUUAUAGGACGGAAGGAGCGGAAUCACGCGCUGACGGUCCGCGACGUCGAAAGAGAACGCGGAAAUCAAUUGUCCAAGUACGAGAGGAACAUGAUGAUCUUCAACUGGCUCCACACUCUAGACGACAGUGCGGUUGUAGACAGCGUCGAAUAAGAGAUCAGGGAAGCCCAGCGUUUCCCGCGACUCCGACAACGUGCGACCUAUCGUGCCUAAGUCCUUUCUUCUUCUUCGAUAUGUAUGUUAUCGGGGACGCCUCGGCGAUACGGACACCAUAAUGUCGCAUCUUGGAGGAUACAGCUAAGGCGUAAGGCUUCUGGAUUCAGUCGUGCCUGAAUCGUGACAUCCAAAGUGAGAAAUUACAUAAAUGCUCAUCUCGCAUUAUACAACAGGAUAAACUAGUUCAUUCCCAGGCGCGUGCAAGUGCUCAACAAACAUGUAAUUACGAUGGGCUGGGAUUUUGGGUUCUCCCCUGAAUUUGUACGCGCGGCUGUAUAAUUUAGCUUAUGCACGUGUCCUAGAUUUCUAGCGAGAAUAAAGCUUCCUAGAAUUCAUCGAAAGGUCCUUAUUAAUUUACGUGUGAGAGUCAAGGGGAAAGUCUGAUGCGUUUCCCAACGUCAUUCUCUCGAGCAAGCUUGCGUGCCAGCAUGCAAAGAAGCCAAUUUAUUUCGAUAUAUAUGCUGCAGGAAUAAAUUUCUCUAUACGAGCGAGUUGUGUAACACUUGUUGUAUAUCAUAAUUUCUCAUUUCUGAUGUUACAACUCAAAAUGACCGGCUGGAAGCUGUAAGCUAAGAUAACUAAUACAAGGCAUCCGUCCCUCCUCGUCCAGCGACUCGCCGGCUAUUGUCGCUUCACCGAGUAUAUCCAAAGCAUCUCGUGUAAAAAAAGCGCAAGUCUGAAGUUUUAUUGUUUGCAUACGCAUGUACAAACCUUAGUUACAAAUUGACGAGUCAUCGGAUCUGGGAGUAUCCUUGAUAUUUAAUGACAUACCUGCAUGUCCAUGCCCCACGCUAGUGACCAGCUGAUCCGUAGAAGUCUUACCUUCGUGCUAGCAAUUCAAGCCGAGAGAGAAACGUUCGGAGAUAUUUGUAUGACACAAUAAUGUAUUACGGUGAAGUGUUUUUCGGCGAGGCCUCAUACGCGCGGGAACUCGCGUCGAAAAGUCGACGCUCUCGCAAUUCUUUUCGGUUACCGAGAGAUUCCACUGGUACAAAUUUAGAAGCUAAUUUUAAUAAUCAAUAGCAGCUCAGCGUGUAUGUACGUGAUCCUGCAGCAAAGCUCGCGUUAAGAGAACAGUAUGAACCGGAAGAGCGUGCAUCUUGCGUUAAGCACUUAGACAUAUCGAUAAGAGAUUUUCCAUCAAUAUCGAGAUGUAAUUAUAUAUCGGGAGGGAUCGAGCUGUUGUUUUUCGUAACGAAAUUUUAUUAAUGAUCCUUAAUCGAGAACCUUGCGACCUUCCGUAAUUUUAGCCUGCAGUUAGCACUGAUCAUAUCCGAGUCGUAUAUGUUUAAAGAUUGGCGCGACACGGAUCGAGUGCAACAAACAAUCGAAUAGGUUUACUUGUGAAAUACGAAGCGCAAUUCAGCACAUGCUGCGACAUUUGCGAUUUAAUAUCCGAUACGAAGGAUUAAUCGUCUGAAAGAUUGUGUCUGUCCUAAACUGGACCAUAUGAAGGACUAAGGGAUGAUGGCAUAAGAGAUGAUGAUCGGAUUAAUCAAGAUAUGUGUGUAAGCAAAGAUUUAAUUCGAUGAUGAUGCGUGUUCGUUGAAAACGCCUUAAUUAUCCAGCGUAAGCAGCAUAAAUCCGAAACGAUUAAAUUACUUUUAUACUUUCUGCCUGACGAUCGAUUACAUCAGUAUUAUAAUGCGCCGCAACCAGAGGAUACUCAAGUUGUGUUUUUGGGAUAUUAAAUGAAUGUGCAACCACACACAAU